AUGGCGAGAAUCCACGGAUUUGAAGUCGAAGAAUUAUCAAAAUUUCACCCAAUGAGGCAAAAUCCGGGUGGGGUUUUAACUUUUAAGAGGGGUGGGUGGGUGGUUCUGCCUGCCUGCAUGGACGACAUUCUGCAAAAGUGGAUUCAGAGAAUGCAGGUUUAUACUCGUGAUGAAGUUUACAAUCCAAAAUUCAGGAAAGUGUUUGAAGAGCAUUUGGUGGCUGUUGCCAGCAAGUUUGUCAGGCCUCUUCCUUCAUCCACCCUCCAAUUGAAAGAGCUUCUUGUGCAAGUUGAGGAGACGGUGAGAUAUGUAUGGCAAGGUGCACCAGAGUCUACAAAGGUGAUUCUUGCUCCAAUAAAGGAACUGCUGCUGGUGGAUGAAUUGUUCCAGCAUACAGAUGCUCAGAUCAAAAUGAUACACGCAUCUAUUAUGAACGAGGUCUCCAAAAUAACUCUUCCUGACGCCCCAUUCUCUGAAGAUAUAAUGAAAAAAAUCUUCCAGUUAUUCAUGGUGGCAUUGAAGGACCUUGCUUCCGGUGUAACUAAAACCACCGGACAUCUUCUGAACAACAGUUCAAGAGCUCGGAGGAUUCUUGAUGUCAUGGCAAGUUGUAAAACAUGCCUGAUAUUGCUGGACAUAGAAUGUGAUCAAAUGGUCGUGGAUAUGUUCCAGCUUUUUUUCGAUAUUGUUAGGCCUGAUCAUCCUUCCGAUGUAUUUGAAAACAUGGCAACGGUCAUGUCUGUGAUGAUCGAUGAGGCUGACCAUAUCCUGGCAGAUCUUGUAAAGAUCCUGCUAUCAAGUAUCAAACUAGAUAAUAAGUACGCUUCACCCAGGGCUUGGGAGCUAGGGAAAACUGUGGUAGAAAAGUGUGCCGCCAAAGUCCAGCCUCAUGUCAGAGAGGCUGUGAAAAUGCUUAACUUGGAGGUCAAAGCUUAUGCAGACAUAGUUUCUUCCCUCUGCCAAUAUAUUUCCGAUGGUGAAAAACCGGAUUCAGAAAAAACUGUGGCAACCGUUCACCCCAUUACAGUUGGCGCCUGUAGCAAAGAGGCAUUGAGAGUGGAAGGAGAAAAUGCAGAGGCUUGCCCAAAACAACAAAGUAGCCUGCAGGAGGAAGUUGAGGGAGUAACUACCAGAAGCAAAAGAGGUAGAAAACCCAACUCCUUGUUAAGGCCAGAAGAGGGAUAUGUGCACAUUUGCCAAAUAGGAAGGCCGGCUUCGUGUAAAUUUUCUGUGGAUGCUGAAAUGGGGAAGGAUUUGGCUUCUCCGUCAAGGUCUGGAAAAGCUGAUGUGGCUUGUAGCUCUUCUGGCAAACUUGAUUCUGUUCAUGAAUUUCCCUCGAAGCGAAGAAAGAGAAAACCUGUGCCAUCCAACACAAGAGAGAGGAAUUCAGGUAAUGCUGACAUUAGUGGCAAUGAGCCUGAGGGGGAAGAUGAACAAUUGCUGCACCUGAGUUGUGGCGGGGAUGAUGCUGUAAAUAAGAAUGAACAACCUUCUCGUUCCGAGCCUGCAAGAGAUGAUCAUCCUCGGAGUUUGAAUCCUGAAAACGGAAAAAAUUCUGAAGGGCUGCGUGUGGAGGAUUAUGGGGAGGAAUUGGUUAAUGCAAGAAUAAUGGUUUGGUGGCCGUUGGACAGAACGUUUUACACCGGCAGUGUCGUGUCGUACGAUCCUGAACAGAAAAAGCACAUGGUUCUCUACGAUGAUGACGAUGAGGAGACGCUGGACCUAAAGAAUGAAAGAUGGGAAUUCUUUAAAGAAAGACAUUAAGCAUUUUCUUGGCAUCCUAAAGCUUUCUGGGAACUGCGACCAUUUUAGACGCAACAGGCUCCAGCCAACGACGCCCAUGCCCCAUCCUCUUGGGAACAGCCUACUAAGAUGCAGAAAACAGCAAGCAGGCAGAGAGGAUGGCUGGCUGUUGGGAAGACCUUAAUCACCCAUAAGGCUGGGUUGGGUUCGAUCAUGUCAGCAGAGUUCGAAUGCUGUCUUUUACUGCUGUGUGAUGAAUAACUUCUUCUUGACUGACUGCACGGGAUGGGAAGCAGUGAAAUAAACGAAACUACAGUAACUCCGGCGAUGAGAUGAAUAGUACUUAUCUUAACACUAUACUUUGCCAAACAAGAAAUCGGCACCCCAUGCGUCCAUUCUAGUGGUUGGGGAGGUUCAUUUUAAUUCCUCACGCAACUGUGCAUAAUU
Molecule: messenger RNA, 2190 nt
Organism: Andrographis paniculata
Lineage: Eukaryota; Viridiplantae; Streptophyta; Magnoliopsida; Lamiales; Acanthaceae
Product: sister chromatid cohesion protein PDS5 homolog D-like
Exons: 12
Coding region: 1-1764 (587 amino acids)
Biological process (GO): mitotic sister chromatid cohesion; DNA repair
Cellular component (GO): chromatin; nucleus
Source: RefSeq, a predicted model, not a curated record